Messenger RNA from Paracoccidioides brasiliensis Pb18, 3513 nucleotides. Its product is annotated as coatomer subunit alpha. Gene Ontology annotation, biological process: intra-Golgi vesicle-mediated transport; endoplasmic reticulum to Golgi vesicle-mediated transport; retrograde vesicle-mediated transport, Golgi to endoplasmic reticulum. The transcript is spliced from 6 exons. Gene Ontology annotation, cellular component: COPI vesicle coat. Gene Ontology annotation, molecular function: protein binding; structural molecule activity. The coding region runs from base 1 to 3513 and encodes 1170 amino acids. The record is from RefSeq and is a predicted model, not a curated record.
AUGGGAACAUUGAUAGACCGCUUCGAAGAGCAUGAUGGUCCCGUUCGGGGCAUAGAUUUUCACAAGACUCAGCCCCUCUUCGUUUCUGGAGGCGACGACUACAAGAUUAAGGUCUGGUCGUAUCAAACGCGCCGAUGUCUAUUUACCCUUAACGGUCACUUGGACUACGUUCGAACUGUUUUCUUCCACCACGAACUACCCUGGAUUAUUUCAAGUUCCGAUGACCAAACAAUUCGCAUUUGGAACUGGCAGAACCGUUCGUUAAUUUGCACAAUGACCGGACACAACCACUAUGCCAUGUGCGCUCAAUUCCACCCCAAAGAGGACUUGAUUGUCUCUGCCUCAUUGGAUCAGUCUGUUAGAGUUUGGGACAUUUCAGGUCUGCGGAAAAAGCACUCUGCGCCGACCUCAUCGUUGAGUUUCGAGGAUCAAAUGGCUCGCGCAAAUGCCAACCAAGCAGAUAUGUUCGGAAACACAGAUGCUGUGGUUAAAUUUGUUCUUGAGGGUCAUGAUAGAGGUGUAAACUGGGUGUCUUUCCACCCUACCUUGCCCUUAAUCGUAUCUGCAGGUGACGAUCGAUUGGUCAAACUUUGGAGAAUGAGCGACACCAAAGCAUGGGAAGUUGACACAUGCCGGGGCCACUUCCAGAAUGCAUCAGCAUGUUUGUUCCAUCCACAUCAAGACCUCAUUCUCUCUGUGGGCGAAGAUAAGACUAUCCGCGUCUGGGACCUAAAUAAGCGGACUUCAGUGCAGUCCUUCAAACGUGAUAUGGAUCGAUUCUGGGUUAUUGCUGCCCAUCCGGAGAUGAAUCUCUUUGCUGCUGGCCAUGAUACGGGUGUGAUGGUCUUCAAGUUAGAGAGAGAACGACCGGCGUCUGCUGUGUAUCAAAACCAGCUCUUCUAUAUCACAAAGGAGAAGCAUUUGCGAUCUUAUGACUUUAGCAAGAAUGUCGAAUCUCUUCCUAUGCUAUCUCUGAAAAAGCUAGGUAGCCCCUGGGUUCCACCACGGACCGUCUCCUAUAACCCUGCAGAACGAGCGAUUCUUGUCACGUCACCUACAGACGGCGGUACAUACGAGCUUAUUCAUAUCCCUAGGGAUUCAACAGGCGCUAUGGAGCCAACAAACAUUAAACGAGGGCACGGAACAUCGGCCGUAUUCGUAGCACGCAAUAGAUUUGCAGUUUUCAACCAGUCUACUCAGCAGAUUGACAUCAAGGAUUUAAGCAAUUCAACGACGAAGACGAUCAAACCUCCAAAUGGGACAACCGAUAUUUACUUUGGCGGAACUGGUUCCCUCCUUCUGAUCACACCCACAAAGGUUUUCCUGUUCGAUAUCCAACAAAAGAAGCAGCUUGCUGAGCUUACUGUCAGUGGUGUGAAGUAUGUCGUCUGGUCUAAUGAUGGACUCUACGCUGCUCUCUUGAGCAAACAUAAUGUCACGAUUGUUACGAAGACCCUGGAGCAUGUCAGUACUCUGCAUGAAACCAUACGCAUUAAAAGUGCUACAUGGGAUGACACAGGUGUACUUCUAUACUCCACGCUGAACCACAUCAAAUACUCCCUUUUGAAUGGUGACAAUGGUAUCGUCCGCACUCUGGAUUCCACGGUAUACCUCGUUCGCGUCAGGGCAAGAAAUGUUUAUUGUCUUGACAGGACUGCGAAGCCGAUAAUACUUGAAAUAGACCCGACCGAAUAUCGAUUCAAGCUAGCCCUAAUCAAAAGAAACUAUGAUGAAAUGCUGCAAAUCAUCAAAACUUCCAGUCUUGUCGGGCAGAGUAUUAUUUCCUACCUGCAAAAGAAGGGAUAUCCGGAGAUCGCUCUUCAGUUCGUCCAAGACCCUCAAACCCGCUUUGAACUUGCUCUCGAAUGUGGUAAUAUCGAUGUAGCUAUAGACAUGGCCAAACAACUGGAACUCCCUAAACUGUGGAGUCGUCUUGGUACCGAAGCGUUGUCCCAUGGAAAUCACCAGACUCUGGAAAUGACAUAUCAGAAACAAAGGCUGUUUGAUAAGCUGUCUUUCUUAUAUCUGGCAACAGGUGAUAAAGAAAAGCUUAUUCGCAUGGCAAAAAUCUCAGAGCACCGGGGAGAUUUCACAUCACAAUUCCAGAAUGCACUUUAUUUGGGCGACGUGGAAUCCCGGGUUCAGAUGUUCAAGGAGAUUGAUCUACUUCCUCUCGCAUACUUGACCGCAAAAUCUCACGGGCUCAACGAGGAAGCUGAGUCCAUACUUGAAUCCUGUGGUCUCACUGAAGAUCAAAUUACGCUACCUUCGUUUGGCGAACCAACAAAGCUUCCGCGAGUAAUUGUUCCAACCUUCAAGUCGAACUGGCCGGUGAAAGUUGCAUCUCAUUCCUCAUUUGAGAGGGCUCUGUUUGGGGAAGUGGGCGAAGAUGUUGGCACACCAAUUAAUGGAUACGAGCUGGGGGAAAAUGAAGAUAUUGGAGGCUUUGGCGGUGACGUGAUGGGCGACGAGCAUGACGAGGAAGAUGCUGCUGGGUGGGAUAUGGGUGAUGAAAUUAACGUUGAGGAUGCGGUGGACUUUGUCAACGUCGAGAACGCUGAAGGCGGUGCCGGUACCAGUGAAGCAGAUCUUUGGGCGCGAAACUCACCCCUUGCGGCUGACCAUGUCGCUGCUGGAUCCUUUGAUACCGCAAUGCAACUUCUCAACCGACAAGUUGGCGCAGUAAACUUCGAACCAUUGAAACCACGUUUCCUAGAAAUCUACCAAGCCACAAAAACCUACCUGCCCGCCACGGCUGGACUCCCUCCACUCGUCAACUAUGUCCGAAGAACUGUUGAAGAAUCAGAUUUGCGAAAUGUUCUUCCUAUCAUUCCCAGAGAUCUUGAGUACGUUGCCAAUGUCCAUCUCCAAGAGGGUUAUGCUGCAAUGAAGUCCAAUAGACUGGAAGAUGGUGUGAAUAUAUUCCGGCGCAUUCUGCAUACUCUCCUCGUCAACACAGUGUCUUCAGAGAGCGAAGUGGAGGAAGCCAAGAAGAUCAUCACUACUGCCCGGGAAUAUAUUCUCGCCAUGUCAAUCGAACUCGAGCGUCGCGCAAUCGGCACAGAUACCCCAGAAAAGUUAAAACGGAGCCUCGAGCUCUCCGCGUAUUUCACCAUUCCGAAACUCCAAGUCGCACAUCGCCAGUUUGCGCUUAGAGCAGCAAUGAAACUCGCCUUCGCCAAGCAAAACUUCUCAUCUGCGCUCAGUUUCGCCAACAGAAUGAUUGCCAACGGCGGGGUCGCCAAAUUUCUUGAUGAGGCCCGGAAAGUUAAAGCCCAAUGCGAGCGCAGCCCGCAAGAUAAGAUCGAUAUUGAAUUCGACCAGUUUGCCGAGUUCGACAUCUGUGCAGCCUCCUUCACACCUAUCUACAGUGGUUCGCCUAGCGUUACUUGUCCAUACACUGGAGCCAAGUACCAUGAGCAGUACAAAGGAUCUGUAUGUCGCGUUAGUCAGGUGACGGAGGUCGGUGCUCCGGCGAGUGGUUUGCGUCUAUUUGUUUCUGGGAAGCCUUAG